CGGAGGUUGGUCCACUGUUACGAUUAAGUGCAUCGCAAUGAAAGUUUUGAUCUUAGUAAGUUGUGCCCUUGCUGUGGCAUCAGCAGGUUGGUCACCGUACGCUUACGCCCCAUGGGCCCAACACAUCCCCGUCAUCGGGCCAAACGGAGUCCCAGUCGACACACCCGAAGUCCAAGCGGCUAAAGCCCACCACGCCGCCGCUCACCUAGAAGCCGCCUCACGCUCCGGCCACGCCGUCGCCCCCCUCGGUUACUACGGAGUACCAGUGAUCGGACACAACGCCUUGCCCCUGGACACCCCCGAAGUGGCCGCCGCCAAGCUCCAACACCACCACGACUACGCCGUGGCCGCCCAGAGAAACGGCGUCCACGUGCCCCUCAUCGCCGGCCCGUCCGUCCACCCCAUCGACACCCCCGACGUCCAACUAGCCAAAGCCGCCCACUUCGCCGCCCACGCCGAAGCCAGAGUCCGCGCCGGCCACCACUACAGAAGAAGACGCGGAAUCUACACCGGACCCCAACACAUUCCCGUAAUCGGCCCGAACGGCGUGCCCGUCGAACCCGUGGAAGUCCAGCAGGCCAGAGCUGCCCAUUUGGCCGCCCACGGACACGGCCACGUCUACGCUCCGGCCAUUCAACACGCUCCAGUUUACGGAUCACCGUGGGCCCACACUUACCCGGCCAUCGGACACGACGGUCAGCCCAUCGAAACUCCGGAAGUGCAGGCACUGAAGGCCCAUCACUUCGCCGCCCACGCCGAAGCCAGUGUCCGUGCCGGUCCUUACGGUCCGGCCUAUGCAGGACCUUAUGCCCACUUGACUUUGGGUGCCAACGGGGCUCCGGUUGAUACUCCCGAAGUACAACACGCCAGAGCCGCCCAUUUGGCAGCCCACGCCGCCGCCGCGACCGGACACCACUACUAAGAACGCUUUCGCAAGCGAUUAGGGUUAAGAUUUAUGAGAUGCUGCCGAUAUUUGGAAUUUUUUCCAUAUCAAAUACAACUUUUCCCUUUUUUCUAUAAAAAAAGAUUAAGUUAUAUUUGUGUUGUUAACUAGCCAGAUGAUUGUUAUUGCGUAAUUUUACGUUUUUCUUGUGUUACUCUUGUACAUACAUUUUUUUUGUAAAGUGAAUGCCAAAAUAAAAAGUGCAAUAAAAUUUAAAAUU
Molecule: messenger RNA, 1163 nt
Organism: Aethina tumida (small hive beetle)
Lineage: Eukaryota; Metazoa; Arthropoda; Insecta; Coleoptera; Nitidulidae
Product: cuticle protein 18.7
Exons: 2
Coding region: 38-922 (294 amino acids)
Source: RefSeq, a predicted model, not a curated record